Mercenaria mercenaria is the source of this 5206-nucleotide messenger RNA. RefSeq lists its product as uncharacterized. The transcript is spliced from 8 exons. Bases 157 to 2718 code for a protein of 853 amino acids. The record is from RefSeq and is a predicted model, not a curated record. Lineage: Eukaryota; Metazoa; Mollusca; Bivalvia; Venerida; Veneridae.
CGGUUAAAAAUAGUGACGAAUAAGUUCAUAAAAAAAUCAAGCGCAACGAGAAAUGCGGAAGUAAUUUAUACAGAGAAAGACGAUCCCACGUUUUGUAUGCUAUGCAAAUGGUGUGGGAAUUUCAUGUCGUGAGGAGUAAUUAAACAGUAGAUCUGGAUGCCAAACAGAGAGAUGUCACUGCCCAUCAAUAUUUUUCUGCAAGUUCUAAUUGCUACAACUGCAGUAAGGUCUGGGAAAGGUUACUGUCCACCACAAAAGCAGUCAGAAUCAGAUGAACCCAAAUUCACAAAAAAGCCUGGUAGUGUAGAUUAUGUGCGAUAUGGACAUGGAAUCGCAGUUCCCUGCUGUGCAGAAGGCUACACCAAUAUCAGCUGGUAUAAACUACAGAAUGGAAUAUGGAAGAGUUUUCCACCAUUGGGGCCAACUGGAGAUUACAAUAUACCUAAAUUGGAGGAGCGUAGACAGGUCUUGAGAUUCUUUGACGCAAAGUUCACUGACGGUGGUAGCUAUCGAUGCAAUGUCACUGGAAAAUCAGAAUUUAUACAACAUACAACUGAAGUCAGUGUUAUAGCAUGUGAUCAACUCGCCAGAGGUCCUAUACUAACACGACCAUAUCCACAAAACCAGACCAUAUACCAGUAUGGUGGAAACAUCACACUUCACUGCUCAGGUUACUUUGGUUGUGCUGAUCCAGGAGAUGUUAGACUAGCAUUGUGGGAAGUUGAAGGAACAACAGAUUUAAAUAUUACAGAUACCAGUCCAAGAUAUUCUGAGGAAAUUGUAACAAACCCAGAUGGGACCAUGAAGCAGGCAACAUUGACAAUAACAUCUGUGCAGGAAGAAGAUACUAAAAGGACAUUCUUAUGUGUAUUAGCAACACCACAGGAGAAGGAGGGACAGACCAGAAUGAAAGUCAGAAUUUUUAAAAAGGACAAGCCAAAGAUGCCAUGGUUAAAAGUGGGUUUGAUAAUAGGAGGUUGUGUACUGGGUGUAGUUAUUGUCAUCAGUCUAGUACUCUGUAUACGUUGCCUGUAUGGACCUCAGAUCAGGCUUUACUGUAGCAGCAGAAUACCAAGAUUGGGUCCUAAAAUUAUUAACAAUGAGGAAUAUAACUACAACUUGUUCAUAUAUCAUGCCGAUGAUGAUGAAGUGAAAGCACAGAAUAUCAAAACAUACUUGAUGGACAAAAACUACAAAGUCUGUAUUUAUGCUGACUUACAGGGAAAUGAGAAUAUUUUACACGAAGUUUUCAGUAAGACUGCUGAGUGUGCUUUGAUUUUGUUCCUAUAUUCUGAUGCCUUGAGAAAAGACGAUCUUGCAAAUUUCUUCCUUGAUUCCUUGAUUACUGCAAGGAAAGGAAAAGAUAUAUUAUUUCUUGAAGUAGCAAACUAUAAUCCAAAAGAAAUCAUGGAGUGGACUCGAGAUGCUAAAGAUCAACAUGAGUUACAGGAAAGAAAUUUAGUUCAAAGAGAAUUAGGAAAUGGAAGAAAUAUUGAAGAAAAUGAAAAUGAAGAAUCUGUUGAUGAUAAUGAUGGGGUUGAUGAAGUGGUAAAUGAAGAUCACAACAAUAAAGCAGUUACUGAAAAGAAAGUAGCAAUAGGUGAUGAUUUGAAAUUUUGGAAAGUUUUGCCAAGGAUUAAAGUGCCAGCUGAUGAUAAAAAUAAUAGAAAGAUGGAAAAUUUCUGGUGCUCACUUCAGAACAAAAUUCCAAAAUUUGUGGAACAAAAGCAGCAGGCUGAGGAAAUUAAACGUAAUAAACAUAGGAAUUCAUCAAGUAGUAGACCUCUGUUAGAAAGUACCCGAGAAAGUGAAACACCACGUAGUCCAGUUGGUGAUACGGGAGAGCUCAGUCCUAACACAGAUAAUGUUUUCAGAUUUGAAGAAUCUAAUGAGGUGGAACAUAAUUUGCCACGUGGAAAACAGGGAAAUGGGAUUCAGACUUUAGUCAGUUCUGAUCAUAAUGCAGAAAAUGCCCAUACGAUGGUGCCUCCAGCAAAUAGACAGACUAUACAAAAUGAAAAUGGCAUUGUUAGAGGUGAAAAUGGAAGAGAAAGAGAAAAUGAUUUUGUUUAUGUGGCAGAUGUACAUCAUAAAGAAAGCAGUGAUUUUCCCAGGCAGGUGGGUAAUGUAGUCAAUCCUGAUGAUAAUCAACAGAACUUUCAGAGCAAUAGAAGGGAAUUAGGUGAUGAAGAAGUUCCUGAAGAAGAAACUGAAAUAAAAUCCAAGGAAGACAUAUUUACAAUGUCGGGUGAGGAACCUAAAAUAGGAUCAUUUGAUAGUGAAUCUGGCUACACUGGAGAAAAUCGCUCUGGUAGAGGUACAACUUACCCGUCCUCUGAAAGUGGAGAAAGUUCCUAUCAUGGGGUGCUUUCAAGUCAAUCUUCAGGUUUUAGUGAAGGGUCAGUUUCUCCACCAAAUUGUGUAGAAAAUGCUUAUGUUAGAGGACAAACAAAUGGAAAGCUACAUGCCACAUACAUUCCUACUAAUAAACAAAACAGUCAUUUAGAUAGAGAAAAUACCAAGUUAAUGGCAGCAAAUGGGACUGAAAGUCAAAAUGUAGUUGUAAAAGCACAAAGUAACCGGAAUACAUCAUGUGGCUCACCAGAAAGUGGAUAUAAUACAAGUCCUUCUGAAAGGACUUUAAGCAAUGGAGAAUUGCUGCCACGAAUAAAAGAGGCAAUUGAACGAGGAGCUGAUUUUGCUGCAGAAGGAAUAUAACAGGACAGAAAACUUGACAUGUAUAUAAUACAUAAAUACUUAAAUUUAUACUACUCAAAAGUUAAUUAUGAAGUAAAACUCCUAUACCUGAAAUAUGCAAGAAGGUGAGCAAACUAUUUUCAGUUAUCUAGGGCUUCCAGCUAUCCAAACAGAGAAACUUUCAGGAAAAUGUCCACAAACCACAUGAACUGCUUGAUUCAAACAAGCAAUUAUUUUAAAUUUAAAUUUUACACUUGUGAAGUUGUGCACUGGGAUUUUGUUCUGGAUUUCUGUCAGGCAGACCAGUUAUGGCCAUUGAUUGUCAAAGAUAUGCAUAAAGGGCAUACAAGUUUGUGUUGCAUGUAUCUCAAAAAGUAAUGUACUAAGAGUCAUAAAACAUCAGAGGAAUGUUAUAAAGCACCUGGUAUUCUGUUUUGGAUUUCACUCAACCAGACCAGAGUUGUGGUCUUUGACUAAGUGAAAAAUACACAAUCCAGCAUGUAAAUUUAUGCUUCAGAGUUUUUUUUAUUAUUAUUUCACUUUACAAGAGCAGAUUUGUGGUCCUUGACUAAGUCAAAAAAAUAGAAGUUUAUGUCCCAUGAAUCUGAUAAUGUACUGGAUCUAGAGUCAGAAAACAUUAGAGGACUGUUACAUUACAUGUGCCCCUGGUGUUCUGUUUGGGAUUUCACUCAGGCCAUAGUAAGUGCUUAAAAGUUUGUGCUGCAUAACCUUAAAAACUGUUUCACCUAGAGUCAUGAAACCAUGUACAGUGACAGAAAUUGGGGGCACCUGUGUGCUGUGGAGACAACAUAUAGGUUUUCACUCAGUUAGGCCUUAUUAAUGUUCUUUCACUUAGUAAAAAGGGCUUAAAAGUUUGUGCUGCAUAAUCUUAAAAACUGUUUCACCUAGCGUAAUGAAACUAUGUACAGUGACAGAAAUGGGGGCACCUGUGUGUUAUGGAGACACCUCUAGGUUGUGCUAUUUUUAGAGUGUCACACACAGCAUGUUGCCUAUAUGCCAUUUAAAUUAUUUUUACCUGCACAGGUAAAGUAUUUUUAUUCAGGCCAAUGCAUGUCACAGUGAUUUGUAAUAAUAAGGAAUUAUUUUACUAUUUUUAGCUCACCUGAGCAAUGCUCAUGGUGAGCUAUUGUGAUCACGCUGUGUCCGUCGUGCGUCCGUCCGUCCGUCAUCAACAAUUUGGUUUAAAAGACAUCUCCUCCAUAACCACAGAAUGGAUUUUGAUGAAACUUGGUGUGGAUGUUCCUUGGAUGGUCCUCUACCAAAGUUGUUCAGAUGGUUCCGCUUGGUUACACAUAGCUAAAAGCCAGAGCUAAAAAUAGAAAAAUCUUCAAAUGACACCUCCUCCUAAACCGAUGGUCCGAUUUUGAAAUAAUUUUACACAAAUGGUCCUUAUGUCACCCUCUACCAAGAUUGUUCAAAUUAUGUUGAUUCAUUAAAAAGCAUGGCCACCAGAGGGCGUGGUCACUUUUCCCUAUGUAUGUAUAUAGUGGAAACUUUAAAAAUCUUCUUGUGUGAAACUACUGGCCCGAUUUUAGAAUAAUUUUACACAAAUAGUCCUUGUGUGACCCUCUACCAAGAUUAUUCAAAUUAUUUUGAUUCGUCAAAAAACAUGGCUGCCAGAUGGUGUGGUCACUUUUCCUCAUAUGUUUGAUAGUGGAAACUUUAAAAAUCUCCUUGUGUGAAACUUCUGGCGCGAUUUAAAAAUAAUUUUACAGAAAUGGUUCUUGUGUGACCCUCUACCAAGAUUGUUCAAAUUAUUCCGAUUCGUAAAAAAUGGCCGCCAGGGGGCGUGGUCACUUUUCCCUUUAUGUAUACCAUACUUGAUGUAUACCAUACUUGUCCAAUUUAUUUCUCUAAGGUAAAUUUUCCAGCUUAUUGCUGAUAAUUAACAGUUUGAUAACAAAAGACAGUCACACCUCCUGCUAUCAGUUUGAAUUGAGAUGCUUAUGUCAAAAGUUUGGAUAUCUAUUUUCAUCAAAAACCGUCUCGGAAGCCUAGUGGUAGAGCGCUAACUUCGAGUGCGGGAGGUCAUGGGUCCGAUCCCUGGCCACGUCAUACCAAAGACGUAAAAAAUGGUACUAGUAGCUUCCUCGCUUGGCGCUCAGCAUUAAGAGGAUAGUACUAGGACUGGUCAGCCUGGUGUCAGUAUAAUGUGACUGGGUGGGGUAUUCCAGUGAAGCAGCAUUAUAAAGUUGGGCAUUGUGCUCACUGUUACAAAUAUACACCGUCGUUUAUUUGACUGAAAUACUGUUGAAAAAGACGUUAAACUCUAAUGAACACACACUAUUUUCGUCAAAAUACAAACAAAAUUUGAUGGAAAUUCUUUUGAGAUCUGUGAAAGGUAGUGUACCUUGUUGAUUGAUAGUGGCACAGAAUGUGAUGCAAACUCCAACGGUUAAUUAUUCUGUUUAAAACUCUCACUUGUGGAGAUAAAUUAGAUCAUCAGACUCGCAAACAUAAAUUUGAUCAGAAUAAUUGUUUACAUUUC